Messenger RNA from Stegostoma tigrinum, 3467 nucleotides. Its product is annotated as gamma-aminobutyric acid receptor subunit beta-4-like. Gene Ontology annotation, cellular component: neuron projection; GABA-A receptor complex; synapse. The record is from RefSeq and is a predicted model, not a curated record. The coding region runs from base 1042 to 2217 and encodes 391 amino acids. Gene Ontology annotation, molecular function: GABA-A receptor activity; neurotransmitter receptor activity; extracellular ligand-gated monoatomic ion channel activity. The transcript is spliced from 10 exons. Gene Ontology annotation, biological process: nervous system process; chemical synaptic transmission; signal transduction. NCBI's taxonomy places the organism in Eukaryota, Metazoa, Chordata, Chondrichthyes, Orectolobiformes, Stegostomatidae.
CCUACUGGCUGGGAUGGUGCUCUGUCCACAUCUUCAGAUCACAUUUGAAUACAUCUGUUCCCACCUCUCUAUGAUGGGUGGCACUGGAGGCAAAGACAGUGUUGAGGCAAUUCUGACGUCAGGAGCAAUCUUUGACAAUUGUUCUUUUUUGGGAUUAGGAAUUCCCCCCACCCUCCCUUCCUCCUUCCCAUUUCCAGCUAAUCCUGCCCCCUCCUUUUGGCCACAAGCUCCAGAAGAAAAAUCUUUCCUCAACAUCAAUUGCCCCUGAGUGAAGUGGAGAGGAGUGGUGGGGGGUUGGGGGAGCAUUAAAAACUGGAAGAGCCAGCUGAUCUGGAAGAAUGCAGGAGCUGCAGCUUUCAGUCUAGAGAGAGAGAGAGAGAAAACACUGCGGCGGCGGCGGCGGCGGCAGCAAACUCCCAUCGCAGCUCGUUCCAUGAACCAUUCUCCACUUACAGUCCGGGUGCAUGCCCGGGCUACGGACACUGCCUCCGCUGGCCUGCCAUCCUGAGCUGCCCCUCGGAUCCCGGCGCUUGUUGUGAAAUUGUGUGUAUGUGUGUGUGUGUAUAUGCUUCUGCUUCGCCCAUCCCUGGCUGUGAGCCGGAGGUCACCGUGUAAAUAGGGACCCUAAAAUGUGGAGACUCCACGAAGAGCGAAUGUCUGGUUUUUGCUCAUUUCUCACAGGUCUGUCAGUCAUGUGCUGGCUACAAAGUGUCAAUGGACUUGGUAAUAUUUCCCUGGUUAAAAGAACGGUCGACAGAUUGCUCAGAGGAUAUGACAUUCGCCUUAGACCCGAUUUCGGAGGGUCUCCAGUUACGGUGGGGAUGAGUAUUCAUAUCGCCAGCAUAGACAUGAUCUCUGAAGUUAACAUGGAAGUUGGUUCACUCACUGAAAGACAAAGGACAAUGGUGAUCAUCUCCUGUCCUGCGGGGUUCAGCAGAAUCAUCAGACCCGACCUGGGGCUCAUGGACCUGUUUAAAUGAGAGAGACUUGCUUUCAUAGACAACUGGGGAAAAGUACAGCAGCAAGGAUUAUACCAUCACCAUGUAUUUCCAACAAGGUUGGAGGGAUAAGCGUCUGUCAUAUACGGCUCUCCCACUCAAUCUCACCCUGGACAAUAGGGUGGCUGAUCAGCUUUGGCUUCCAGACACUUACUUCCUGAACGACAAAAAAUCCUUCCUUCAUGGGGUGACUGUGAAAAACCGCAUGAUCCGCCUACACCCUGAUGGUACUGUCUUGUAUGGACUCAGGAUCACCACCACUGCAGCUUGUAUGAUGGAUUUGCGCAGAUAUCCCCUGGAUGAGCAGAACUGUACUUUGGAAAUAGAGAGUUAUGGAUACACGACAGAUGACAUUGUGUUUCACUGGGAAGGUGACGAUGCAGCUGUGACUGGGGUAGACAACCUUGAACUUCCUCAGUUCACAAUUGUCAAACUGAACUUGCUAUCAAAGGAGGUUGUUUUUGCAACAGGCUCAUACCCUCGCCUGUCGCUCAGUUUUCGAAUCAAGAGGAACAUUGGCUAUUUUAUUCUGCAGACCUACAUGCCAUCAAUCCUUAUCACCAUCCUGUCCUGGGUCUCUUUCUGGAUCAAUUACGAUGCUUCAGCUGCACGAGUGGCCCUUGGUGUUACCACUGUACUGACCAUGACCACCAUCAACACCCACCUACGGGAAACCCUCCCAAAGAUCCCUUACGUUAAAGCCAUCGACAUCUACCUGAUGGGCUGCUUUGUUUUUGUGUUCCUCGCCUUGCUGGAGUAUGCCUUCGUCAAUUACAUCUUCUUCGGCAAAGUCCCAGCCCAGCCAAAAAAGCCAACAGGAAAAGCCAGCAAGAGCAACACAGAGAGAGGACGACUCGGGAAUACCAGAGUCGAUGCACAUGGAAAUAUCCUCUUAAGUACAUUGGAACUGAAUGAUGAAGUCCUCCCAUCAGAGGUUGCCAGCAGUGUGAGUGAUUCACGCAAUUCCGUCAUGUCCUUUGACAGCUCUGGGAUCCAGUUCCGUCGAGUCGGAUCCAGAGAUGGUCUAGGGCUAAGCACUAGGGAGCAAAACAUAGACCGUGACCCCACCAAGAGCCGCCUCCGUCGCCGAUCCUCCAAACUCAAGCUGAAGAUCCCAAAGUUGACAGAUGUCAGCGCCAUUGACAAAUGGUCCCGGGUGGUGUUCCCCAUAACGUUUGGCUUGUUCAAUGUGAUUUACUGGCUGCACUAUGUGCACUGAGGGGGUGGGGAUGCCAGGGUAGGGGAUAAAGAGAAAGAGAAAAAGAAAGAGAGAGAAAGAGAUGGACAAGUCACAUGGUCAUCUUAAACCAACUGCCAACUUCAUGUGACCAGGACUUUGUACACAUGUAAAAAAGAAGGACAAUUAGGAAAGGUCUUAACAUCCAUUGGGAAUGUUCUGUCACCUUUCCAUUGCCAGCUGUUUUGUUUCCCCUGAAAUCCAAACAUGGCUUUGCAACUUUCUGCUGUUAAUGGUGCAUGAUGAUCAUUUCAAACCUGUACAAAUUACAAACUCUAUUGUAGAUGGCUUUCGUAGACUGCUGCAUCCACUGACAAACUAUCACUUUGAAUGACUGAAUCCACCUCAUUUAUAAAGCAUGGUUGAGAGAAAAUACUGGGGCAGAGUGUGCAAGAAAAAGGAGAAGUCACUGAUGGAGGAGUAAAGGUUAGAAAUAUAAGCAAUUUGCAGUUAGCUCUUCUAAACCAUGAGCCCAGAGAGGAAAGCUCCAUUAAGAUUGGUUCCUGUGGCUUGUUGUCUGCUGUAAAGAGGAGGAGCAGAGAGUUCUGCAGGGAGGCUUAUGGGUGUAAACCUGUUUACAAGGAGCGCAUGCUGAAUUUGAGCUGUAGACUAGCCUCAUGGUUAUGAUCUGUCUUCCACUGGUCAAAUAUGUUCGUGUUUGUUGUUCAAAAAGGAGACCUUUGGAGUCCAGUCUAUAGCCAUGUACUAACCCACCUCCAUCUUAUCCUUCACUCCUAGUUGGCAGUGGCUGGUUGUUGCUCCUCUUGCAUUGUCUGUCCAGACAUGAACCAACCUGAAUCAACUUAGCCAAUGACCUACUCAACUACACACGUAUAUCUGCCCGUUGGACUCCUCUUUGCCAUGAAUGAGUCGUGGGCACUGACUGAGAAGUGGACAUUUCCUUUCAGUCUUCAAGCAAAACAUUGCCUGUGUUUUUACGGCAGUAAAUGCCCAAACCCCUGUCCACUGACAACUUGUGGUCACAUAGGUUUGGCAGUGUUACACCAGGCCAAGAUUGAAAUUAUUCAGAAAGGCUUCAUAAUUGUGAUCUAUAUCACCUUGAGUUUAGGUAUGAGGACCAUCUCGUCAAGAUUCUAAAAUAAUAAGUGUGGGAUGAUGGGGUGGUAGGAAGAAGACAGGCACAUGGUUGAGUAGGGGGGAGAAGAUGGGAAAUGGUGGCAAGGAGAGGGAUAAUGCAGGGAAAGGGGCAAUUAAGGGCAGGAGGAGUGAAG